UGCUUAGUAAACACUUUAUCAGGGAAGCCUGGAUUUUGGUGUUGUCUUUGUUUCCAGCUUACUGUGUGACUCAUGGCAAGACUUUCCUCACUCUGGGUCUCAGUUUCCUCAACUCUGAGGCAAAGAAGUUGGAGUAGAAAUGGUUUUUGAGGAUUGUUCCACCUCCAAGUCUGUGGUCCUGAUUCUGGGCCAGGGGGACACUGGGCAGCAUUAGCAAGGCAGUUGUCCUUUCUCUGCUGCAUUUGACUGUUUGGCUGGAAGCCUCUGGAUGUCCAGUGGGCAUGGGCAGGAGUGGUGUGUAUCUGUUGUGUUGGGGUGCCCAGCUCCCACCCCCAGUCCUCAUCCCACAGAGCCAUUUGUGCCCCCCUGGAAUCUCCUUUUCCCCUGAUCCAGAAUACAGGUCAGGGAGAGGCAGGUGGUGAGGUCAGGAUGGUGGGGCGUGCAGGGUGCUGAUGAAGUCUUGCUCAUCCCCCCACCCCAGCACCUAGCAUGGUGUCUGGCACAUCGCAGGCAUUCUUCAAGUGUCUGGAUGCUUCUCAGGACCCCAGCUGACUCUUUGGGGCUACCCCACACCCCGACCCUAUGAUGCAUGGCGUGGCAUUUUCAGUUUGGGACCUGUAGCAGCCCAGACCCCGGCUGGGCCUCCAUCAGCAGGGGUGUGCUGGUGUGUGACGAGUGCUGCAGUGUGCACCGGAGCCUGGGACGCCACAUCUCCAUCGUCAAGCACCUUCGCCACAGCGCCUGGCCCCCCACUCUGCUGCAGAUGGUGCACACACUCGCCAGCAACGGGGCCAACUCCAUCUGGGAGCAUUCCCUGCUGGACCCCGCGCAGGUGCAGAGCGGCCGGCGCAAAGCCAACCCCCAAGACAAAGUCCACCCCAUCAAGUCAGAGUUCAUCAGAGCCAAGUACCAGAUGCUGGCUUUUGUGCACAAGCUGCCCUGCCGGGACGACGACGGAGUCACCGCCAAGGACCUCAGCAAGCAACUCCACUCGAGCGUGCGGACGGGAAACCUGGAGACGUGUCUGCGCCUGCUGUCCCUGGGUGCCCAGGCCAACUUCUUCCACCCAGAGAAGGGCACCACACCGCUGCAUGUGGCUGCCAAGGCAGGGCAGACGCUGCAGGCCGAGCUUCUCGUAGUGUACGGGGCUGACCCUGGCUCCCCUGAUGUUAACGGCCGCACACCCAUUGACUAUGCCAGGCAGGCGGGGCACCAUGAGCUGGCGGAAAGGCUAGUCGAGUGCCAGUAUGAGCUCACUGACCGGUUGGCCUUCUACCUCUGUGGACGCAAGCCGGAUCACAGGAAUGGGCAUUACAUCAUCCCACAGAUGGCAGACAGAUCUCGGCAAAAGUGCAUGUCUCAGAGCCUAGACCUGUCCGAGUUGGCCAAAGCUGCCAAGAAGAAGCUGCAGGCGCUCAGCAACCGGCUUUUUGAGGAACUUGCCAUGGACGUGUAUGACGAGGUGGAUCGAAGAGAAAAUGACGCUGUGUGGCUGGCAACCCAAAACCACAGCACCCUGGUGACGGAGCGCAGUGCCGUACCCUUCCUGCCCGUUAACCCUGAAUACUCAGCCACGCGGAAUCAGGGGCGACAGAAGUUGGCCCGCUUUAAUGCCCGAGAGUUUGCCACCUUGAUCAUCGACAUUCUCAGUGAGGCCAAGCGGAGACAGCAGGGCAAGAGCCUGAGCAGCCCCACAGACAACCUCGAGCUGUCUGUGCGGAGCCAGAGUGACCUGGACGACCAGCACGACUACGACAGCGUGGCCUCGGACGAGGACACAGACCAGGAGCCCCUGCGCAGCGCCGGUGCCACUCGGAACAACCGUGCUCGGAGCAUGGACUCCUCAGACCUGUCGGACGGGGCCGUGACGCUGCAGGAGUACCUGGAGCUCAAGAAGGCCCUGGCUGCCUCCGAGGCAAAGGUGCAGCAGCUCAUGAAAGUCAACAGCAGCUUGAGUGAUGAGCUCCGGAGGCUGCAGCGGGAGAUCCACAAGCUGCAGGCCGAGAACUUGCAGAUCCGGCAGCCGCCAGGGCCAGUGCCCACAGCCCCACUCCCCAGCGAACGAGCGGAGCACGCGCCCAUGGGGCCUGGCGGGAGCACCCACCGCAGAGACCGCCAGGCCUUCUCCAUGUAUGAACCGGGCUCUGCCCUGAAGCCCUUUGGAGGCCCUCCUGGGGAUGAACUCACCACCCGGCUCCAGCCUUUCCACAGCACCGAGCUGGAGGAUGACGCCAUCUAUUCAGUGCACGUCCCUGCUGGCCUUUACCGGGUCCGUAAGGGGGUGUCGGCCUCAGCUGUGCCCUUCACUCCCUCCUCCCCACUGCUGUCGUGCUCCCAGGAAGGAAGCCGCCACUCGAGCAAGCUUUCCCGCCAUGGUAGCGGAGCGGACAGUGACUAUGAGAACACGCAAAGUGGGGACCCGCUGCUGGGCCUGGAAGGGAAGAGGUUUCUAGAGCUGGGCAAGGAAGAGGACUUCCACCCGGAGUUGGAAAGCCUGGAUGGAGACCUCGACCCUGGGCUUCCCAGCACAGAGGAUGUCAUCCUGAAGACGGAGCAGGUCACCAAGAACAUUCAGGAAUUACUGCGGGCUGCCCAGGAAUUCAAGCAUGACAGCUUUGUGCCGUGCUCAGAAAAGAUCCACUUGGCUGUGACUGAGAUGGCCUCUCUCUUCCCAAAGAGGCCAGCCCUGGAGCCAGUGCGCAGCUCCCUGCGGCUGCUCAACGCCAGCGCCUACCGGCUGCAGAGCGAGUGCCGGAAGACGGUGCCCCCAGAGCCCGGCGCCCCUGUGGACUUCCAGCUGCUGACUCAGCAGGUGAUCCAGUGCGCCUACGACAUCGCCAAGGCUGCCAAGCAGCUGGUCACCAUCACCACCCGAGAGAAGAAGCAGUGACCACUCUCCCUGCACCCUCACCCGCACCCUGGGACCUCACUGGCCAUGGGAGCUGGGCCACUCCAGACACUAAUCCCCACCCCAACAGAGCCGCUGGCACAAGUGCCCUUAGUGCUGCCACUCUGACCUGGCAGCCAGGUGCCCUGGUGCCCGUACCCCUCAAGCCCCCAAGGAUGGGGAGGUGAGGUGGCAGGAGCUUCUGUCCCCUACAUUCCAUGCACCUCUCCCUGUACAUAGCAUCCCCUCCCCCUCUAGUGUGCCGGGGCCUACAAGGCGUCACUCCCAGCCCCUUGCCCUCUAGGGCACCCUCAGCAAAGGGUCGGGUGGGGACACUCCAAAUGGGGUGGUUCCCUUACAUGCACCCCACCCCCAUGAGCCAGUCCAGCCCUAUUGGGGGCUGAGCGGGGGCAUCCCCCCUUGUACAUAAUACCUGUGGAUGUCCCCACCCUGUAGCCACCAGCCCCCUGCUGCUCUCCUUCAAUGCCAAACGGCCCCAGCCUAGGGCACAGGCCCCAACCUGUGCUCCUGGGGUCCCCAGCAGCAAACAAACACUGGAAAAGUCUUUUUUCUCUCUCUCCUCUCUCCCACCCCUUAAUUUUAACGUUGUGGUAACUGAGUGUCCCUGCGUGCCUGCGUGUGAGUGUGCGGGGCGGCAGUGCCGUUCCGGAGGCCUGGCCCGACUGGAGUUUUGUGAGGGGGGGAGGGGACCAGAGCAGCGGGACCCGUGUUGGGCGUUGGCCCCUCCCCCCCCAUCCUGGGGCCAGGGACUGCCGGGUAACCAGCUGGGGUCCUGCCCUCUGCCUCCCCUCAUUGUUCCCCCCACUCAUACCCUUUCACUAUGAACGUAAAAGGAAAACCACUUGGCUCCAUCUCUCUUCCCCUCCCUUGUGGAGGGGGACUGUGCUGGUUGGGGCAGAGAACUGAGCACCUGAGCCUGGGGCUGGCUCCCCGGGGUCCCUGACUCAGCUGAGAGCCCCCUCCCUGUAACCUCUGAGAGGCCAGUGCCUGCAGUAUCUGGGUCCCUGGAGCCUGGGCUGCAGCCUGGGAAGGCUGAGAGGCAGAUGGCAGCGCCCACCAGCUCCUCUCCCCGUCCCGCCUCUGUCCCCGGGGGCCAGGCUCUACCUGUGUGGUGGUGGUGGUGGGCUGAGUGUCAAGAUGUGUGUCAUGUACAUUUGUAUCAAAAAUAAAUAAGUG
Messenger RNA from Globicephala melas (long-finned pilot whale), 4084 nucleotides. It is a transcript of the gene GIT1, whose product is annotated as GIT ArfGAP 1. Gene Ontology annotation, cellular component: cytosol; synapse; postsynapse. Gene Ontology annotation, molecular function: GTPase activator activity; small GTPase binding. The record is from RefSeq and is a predicted model, not a curated record. Gene Ontology annotation, biological process: regulation of G protein-coupled receptor signaling pathway; synaptic vesicle recycling; regulation of ARF protein signal transduction. NCBI's taxonomy places the organism in Eukaryota, Metazoa, Chordata, Mammalia, Artiodactyla, Delphinidae.